AGGCGGACGGGGGCCGGGGGCGCCCCGGUAGCCGGGCACGGACUCGUUGUGUCUGGGAGCAGCAGCGCUACUUUCUCCCCCGGAUCCUCCCGGCCUCAGACAAUAGGACCCCCCGCCCCCCGUUAGCAGCGGGAGCGGCCGGGGAAGUCUCUGGCUCUGGCAUCGCAGCCGGCGCUGGCCCAGCCUCCAACCCUGGUUCCCCCCAGCCCGGCUGGAGCAUGAAGACAGAGGAGGCGCCAUCCUGCCUGCAGCAGGCCACCCCGGUGCUGGGCUUCGGGUCGGACUCCAAAAUGCGGGAGGUUUGUGCCGGCUGCGACACGCCCAUCUCUGACCGGUUCCUCCUGCGAGUCAAUGAGCGCUCUUGGCACGAAGGUUGCGUGAAGUGUGCUGCCUGCCUGCAGCCGCUGUCGGGCACCUGCUACUGUCGCAACCGGCAGCUAUACUGCAAGCACGACUACGAAAAGCUUUUCCAGACCAAGUGCAGCAGCUGCCUGAAGGCGAUCGCCCCGUCUGAAUUCAUCAUGCGGGUGCUGGAGAACGUCUACCACGUCCACUGCUUCUUCUGUUGCGAGUGCGAGCGGCGUCUGCAGCGUGGGGACGAGUUUGUGCUCAAGGAGGGGCAGCUACUGUGCCGCAGCGACUAUGAGAAGGAGAAGGAGAUGCUGAGUGCCAUCAGCCCCGCGCCCACUGAGUCUGUGAAAAGUGAGGAUGAGGAUGGCAGCCACUCCCACGGCAGAGGCAGCGAGGAAGGCAAGGACCACAAGCGCUCCAAGCGCCCACGCACCAUCCUCACCACUCAGCAGCGACGGGCUUUCAAGGCCUCCUUUGAGGUUUCCUCCAAACCCUGCAGAAAGGUGAGAGAGACCCUCGCAGCUGAGACAGGCCUGACGGUCCGGGUGGUGCAGGUCUGGUUCCAGAAUCAAAGAGCCAAGAUGAAGAAGAUUGCUCGCAGGCAGCAGCAGCAGCAGCAACAGCAGGAGCAGGAGCAGCUGGGCAACCCGCGUUUAGGGACCGGCCGUGGGACAGGCCGCAGCAGCAGACAGAGUAAUGAUGACAGUGAAGAUGGAGCAAGUGUUCACGGACUAGAUGGGCUCAUGGUCCCAUAUCCCAGGAUUCCCCAGCAGCAGCUGCUGCCGUUGGAUCAGAACAGCUACAGCACAGACUUGUACAGACAAGGACUCACGCCGCCCCAGCUGCCGGGAGACCAUCUGCAUCCCUACGACUCUGAAGGCGUUUUCCAUGACAUGGACAGCGACAGCAUCAGCCACUUGGGAGACUGCCUGCUGUCAACAGCCGAAGCCAACCUCCUCCAAGCCCGAGUGGGUAACCCCAUUGACCGACUCUACUCUAUGCAGAGCUCCUACUUCACCUCCUGACCGUGGAAAGGGUCCUGGCCCUUUUGUGAGUGUCUUGGACAGACGUUCUGAAUUCAGAAUGAGGAGUGGGGAGGAGAAACAACCCUUCAGAGAAACUCUUUGAACCCUGCACAAUGGAAGAGGCAGCUGGGUUUGCCAAGCACAUAAGCACUAAUUCAUGAGGACCUUCCACAGCCCAGAGGACUCAACUGCGUUGCCUUUCCCCCCCUUUUCUCUAGCCACAAGUAGAUGGGUAACAUGAUGUUGUUUAGCUGUAACUGUAGCAGUUUGUCCAGUGUUUACGCUUGAGAGCAUUAGAUUCCUCAAACGAGACUGGCCAAGUUACCCAGAGUCAGGCUUGGAAGCAGCAUCUCCUCUGUCGGCUGCAUUUAUUUAAACCUUGGUGCAGCUGCGAGGGAUUUCACCAGCCUGCCCCCUCCUGAGCCUGCGUCAUGGGACAACAUUAAUUUUCCUUGGGGAAGGCCAAUGACUGAUACCACUUUGAUACCACUGCCAUUUUGGAGGCUGCCUUCAAGGGGGGUGAUUUAGGUUUUUUAAUGGCUGACACCAUGGAGAAAUGUAAGACAGGUUGGGCCCUGAGGGAAACGGCUUUGCUUGGGGACAGUAUUCACUUUCAGGAACAAAAGAUUAUUUGGUCUCUGUUAUGAUGCGAGGAAGCCAAGGGACAUGUCCCUGAAGAGUAACACAUCUAGAGAGGCGUAUCAGCCUCUCCUGACUGCCUCUGCGCCCCUCACUUUAAAAGGAGGCUCACUCCAUCCAUUCAAAGUAGAAUGAAGACCUCAUUCUCACAGCUGUAACACUGCAGAUGCUGUCUGCACUGGCUGCUGUUUGUUUCUUUUAAAACUAGUGGUGUGAACAGAUCUUAUUUAAAAAUGUUCUUACCAGAAACCCCUCCCUACAUGUUUCCAUCUCGAGUGGGAUUUCUCCCCCUAACUAUUUACCCAGUUCACUGGGACCGUCGCAGCAUUUUGCUUCCCUCAAAUACAUGAGAAGAGGAAAGGGUUGAAUUGUGUUAUCUUGGAAUGUGCCCUGUGCCAAGUCACUUCCACUCCAACAGACUGAGUUUGUUCUUGGCUUUGAAGGCAACAGAUAGGAUGCCCAGCAUCCGCUGAGAGACCGCACUGUUUCUUUGGAUGGGGAGGAGCAACACUUCUUCUCCAAGCAUGAAGCUCUUACAAGCUCUCAGUGUGGGGCAGUUUAGGAUUAGAGAUUAGCAGACAGGUUUGGGGUUAUGGCACAGAAGGUUUAUAAAAGAUGCAACAGACAGCAGCAGGAGAGAGUGAGUGGAAGUUUAAAUCAGAUAUUUAAGAAGAAAAUUCUUUACUCACUCACCCAGUAUUUUAUGUUUCAGAUACUGUAUGGACAGUUGGCACCCCCAGAAAUGGCAAAUGGUUCCCUGUGAGCCCCCUUUUGCGCAGGCUGGUGGAAGGAGUAAGAGCCUCCAGAAUUUGCCUUCCCUCAGUUAUUCAAACACUCACUGAGGAGAGGACAUCUCCAAUGGAAAAUAAUAACUUGGCAUGAGCAGGAUGUUUAAACCCUGAUCCCUAGAGUUGCAAAUCCAGCAAUUAGGUUUGUGUUGCAGCUAUCAGAGAACCUGGCUCACUGAUGUUUCUGUACAGCAUGUUAAUUUUGGUUCUAAGCUCCACCACCUCAUCAAUCUGGUUUCAAAGUUAUGCAAACCCUUCUCAAAUGGAGAGGAAGAAAAGGCUAAUAGUGAUCAUUGCUGUAUUUCUGUGGGAGCCAUUUGUGAACAUUAAUAAUCAUGAGCUUUAGGAGCACAGGAGACCCAUUCCCAAUAUGUGUUGCCGUCUGUCAGGAGUUCCCCAUCUAGUCAAGGGAGCUCAGAUUGUGGUGCAUCUUCCCCCAUUAAUACAGUUGUGUAAAUGUGCCAUUCACCCACGGCAGUCCCUUGCCUCUUUGUUUACAAAACGAUACUUUUUAUCUGGAUUCUCCUACGGUCGUCAGUAUUGGAUGAUUUUUGCCUUCCAGGCAGUUGUGUAAAUAGUUUACAGAUAUUUUGAUGUUUCGUUUAAGGGAAGUGUCCUCUCCCGGGGAACUGGCAAUUUGUGAGUUACCUCCAUCCCCACAGGCAAGUUCUGUGGAAGCAGGUUUUCCCUGCUCCUUCCAGCCUGAGUUGCUGCACUCGGUCCGUUCCCACCUCUGUUGGUGUCUGUCCGCCCAUAAGAAAUUAGACUGAAAACUCCCAGCGCUGUUUUUCUUUCUCUUUCUUUCUUUCGGUGGCUUUUGCACUAGAAAUGGUCUCAGUUUAGAUUAAAUUUUAAGAAAAUGUUUCAGUGAACCAUGUGCAAAUUGAUACGUUUCCUCCAAGCGCCGGAGGCAGCUUCACCCCUGAAAUCCUACCCUUGCUCCCGUUGUGAUCCAGUGCUGUAAUGUGCCAGUGUUUUUGCAUGUACAUUUGGAAAUAAAAACAAACUUAAAGCUGAAGUCUAAAGUUUGCCUAAGCACAGAAAAAUUGUCUGUACCUUCACUCCGCUUAGAUUAGAUCUAAGUAGGCCUGUCCAUCUAGCUACUUGCUGUGCAAUCCCAUGGGGAUUUGGCCUGUGGUCUUUAGGGGAACAUUUAAUCAGAACCUCAUCUUUCCCUGGGGUCAGACAUCCUGGAGCAAGAAGUGAGGCACUAGUGCUAACAGCUGUUCUUACUUUGAUAAACAACCAGCAAAUACAACACCUAGAGUCAAUUACAAUUAGCUGCAAGAGAAACUGAAUUCCCCAUAUGAACAAAUAAGACACUGGUAAAUGAGGUGAAGAACCAUCCUAGGUGCUGGUGCAAGGGAGUGACAGUGACCUGAGCUUCAGAACCAAUGUUCAGAUUCACUUGCAAGAACUGAAGAAGGAGAUCACGGCCAGACUGACCCACCCCAGAUAGGAGAACUAGCAGGACUUCACCCUGGCCUAGUCUGAACUUGUGCUGAAUCAAGAAGUGGCUAGUCAGCCCAUAGGCACCAAACCAACAGCUGAAGUCUUUAUAGUCUGAAAAACUAGCACAUUUGCCAAGCAAAGUCCUGGUGCUUCUCUGAUCUCAGCACCAUUCUGAGGGACAGAGGUGCUUUUAGUAUCAUCAGCAUUGCCAGGUAGUUUCUGCAGCUCCCAAGGGCUGCAGUUCGUCCCAGUGUGUUUUGCAGCAGCAACUCUCAGCUCUUGCCACCAAGAAAUGACAAGGGGCUUGGAGCAGAGACAAAGGGCCAGUUGACAUCAGUGCCAGUGGGAAGCAGCUGUUGCAAUUACUCCUCCUGCCCCUUCACAUUUACAUGUGAGAAGAUCCCAGGAUAUCCCGAGUGUGAGCUCUCGCCCCCUCUGCUGACCAAUGUCAUUGAUCACUUUGUGCCCUCCGAGCUGGCCCUGAAUCACCCGGAUUGGUAAACGGUGGCUUUUCCUGGUGCAUGACUCCCACCUAAUGGACAAUUGAGUGCUAGCUGAGUUUCAGUU
Molecule: messenger RNA, 4822 nt
Organism: Mauremys reevesii (Reeves's turtle)
Lineage: Eukaryota; Metazoa; Chordata; Testudines; Geoemydidae
Product: LIM homeobox transcription factor 1-alpha-like
Exons: 9
Coding region: 219-1376 (385 amino acids)
Biological process (GO): regulation of transcription by RNA polymerase II; neuron differentiation
Cellular component (GO): nucleus
Molecular function (GO): RNA polymerase II transcription regulatory region sequence-specific DNA binding; DNA-binding transcription factor activity, RNA polymerase II-specific
Source: RefSeq, a predicted model, not a curated record